AUGGCAACUCUUGCCAAAGGACCGAUCUACUUCGGGCCCUUCAUAGUAACGUCACAGGUCUUCUACUCAACGCCCUUAUCCUUCGCCCUCGUCAACCUCAAACCAAUCCUACCCGGCCACGUACUGAUCUCACCGCGCCGCGUCGUCUCGAGAGUGUCCGACCUUACCCCGGACGAAACCACAGAUCUAUUCCUAACCGUACGCAAAGUCGGGCGCAUGAUUGAGCGCGUCUACGAUGCAUCGAGUCUGAACAUCGCCAUUCAGGAUGGCGUGGAUGCGGGACAGAGUGUGCCGCAUGUUCAUACACAUAUUAUCCCGCGCAGGAAGGCGGAUCUCGAUCAUAUGGGCGGUACGGAUGCGAUUUAUGGAUUGCUGGAUGGCGAGGAAGGUGAUAUUGGGCGGAUACAGAGAGAAGUGAAUAAGAAAAGGAGGACGGAUUUUCCGGCUGUUGAUAAUGAGAGUAGGACGCCGAGGAGUGAGGAGGAUAUGGCUCGCGAGGCGGAGAUGUUGGCUAGGGAGAUGGAGAAGGAGGUGGAUGAUUGA
Molecule: messenger RNA, 543 nt
Organism: Talaromyces atroroseus
Lineage: Eukaryota; Fungi; Ascomycota; Eurotiomycetes; Eurotiales; Trichocomaceae
Product: Bis(5'-nucleosyl)-tetraphosphatase
Exons: 2
Coding region: 1-543 (180 amino acids)
Molecular function (GO): catalytic activity
Source: RefSeq, a predicted model, not a curated record